UAUAGCAACCGGAAGCUGCAAGGAGCCGGUCGCUGCGCUGAUGACGUCUCCCAACGGCGCUCACCGUUGACGCGACGGCCACCCGAGCACCGAGGAGGACAACAUGGGAAAAGCAAAGAAAGCUAGAAAAUAUGCAGUCAUGAAACGAAUGAUUAGUUUACGAGAUUCACGAAUAAAUGAAAAAGACAGAGCAAAACCACAGAAGAAAAUGAAAGAUGACCCUAGUGCUCUGAAAAUAAAAGAGGUGGUCAAGUAUCCUUCUUGCCUGUUUUUCCAAUAUAAUACACAGCUGGGUCCUCCCUAUUAUAUCCUUGUUGACACCAAUUUCAUCAAUUUCUCCAUCAAGACUAAGCUGGACAUCGUGCAAUCGAUGAUGGACUGCUUGUAUGCAAAGUGUGUACCAUGUAUUACAGACUGUGUGAUGGCAGAAAUUGAGAAGCUGGGACAGAAGUACAGAGUCGCUCUAAGAAUAGCAAAGGAUCCAAGGUUCGAGCGAUUACCUUGUACACACAAAGGAACGUAUGCUGAUGAUUGUCUAGUGCAGCGAGUCACACAACACAAAUGUUACAUUGUGGCGACAGUGGACAGAGAUCUCAAGAGGAGGAUCCGAAAAAUUCCAGGAGUCCCUAUUAUGUACAUCUCUAAUCAUAAAUACAACAUUGAACGGAUGCCGGAUGACUAUGGUGCCCCCAGAUUUUGAUAAGGCAGCAAAAUUCUGCUUACACCAAAAGAUUGGUGUUUGCUCUUUGUCAGUGACCUCCGUAGCUUCUGAAUAAAAACUUGGGGCAUGUACAGGUUCCACAAAAAUGUAGAAAGGAUUUUUGUUUGAUUGUAAACUGAGCUGUUAUUUGAGAUAAAAAGUUUUAAACUGUAAGUGGGGUUGGCUUCCAACUUAUUUUUCUUGAAUGUCUUCCACUCCUUGGUUAUCUUUCCAUCUGGUGACAUUACAGUGCCAACAAUUCAAAAAUUCCAAUGCAUCAUCUUUGGAUCUUGGCAAUGAGGUCAAGUUGUAAAAAGUGACAUCUAGGCGUCUAUUUUAUCUUCUUUGUAACAUCAUGUGAAUACUUCCAACUAGAGUAUUGUUUACCAGUUGGAAGUGGGAACUCCAAAUGAGUUAUCCUAAAUCUUGGAAACCCAUGUCAGGUAGCACCCUUAUACAAUAUUGACUAUGCAGACCCAGCUCAAUACAAGUGAAGAAUUGAAUAAAUAUCAAUUUGUGUGCCUGAGAGGUGGUGAUUUUAUCAUUUUUCACAAUGUAUGAUGUUGAACAGAUUUACUUUUAAUGUUAUAUUUAAACAAUUAUCGUCACUGUAUCUGUUCUUUGGUUUGUUUUGGAUCUACAGUUGAUAAAUUUAAACAUCUAAUUCAAGACUAGGAAAUAAUCUUACCAUUGUACAAACCUAUCCACAGUGAUGGACUGAACUUGCUGCAUUAUCCUUCCAAUUAUGAUUGAGUUGGCAAGGAAUUUCCACUCUGACCCUCCUGGGUAAUCAAAACUAGAGCAGCAAGUCCCUUCAGCUCUUCAUAGUUUUAUGAUGUGCCUUUUAGGUAACUUUCUGCCUAACUGCUGGGUGAUAGAAAUAUUCCAGUCAUAAAUGUAUAUAUCUCGUUUACAAAUUAAAAUGAAUGCUAUGUAUAUUUACUUUGUAUCCUUAAAA
Stegostoma tigrinum is the source of this 1658-nucleotide messenger RNA. RefSeq names its product FCF1 rRNA-processing protein (gene fcf1). Gene Ontology annotation, cellular component: small-subunit processome; nucleolus. Bases 104 to 700 code for a protein of 198 amino acids. The transcript has 8 exons. The record is from RefSeq and is a predicted model, not a curated record. Lineage: Eukaryota; Metazoa; Chordata; Chondrichthyes; Orectolobiformes; Stegostomatidae.